AUGGCCGCUCGUCAUUCCCGCAAGUUUCUGAGACCUCUGCUCUACACAUCUGCUGCGGCAGCAACGGGAGCUGGUGUCCUCUACAUCUCAUAUCGUCCCCGCAAUAUUCCUGGCUCGGAAGCGCCCGCCGUACCACCGCCUGGCUACCAUGAAGGGAAGCUUGUCCCUCCCAGCUUCCCUGCGAUAAAAUCGCGGCUAGAGCAGAUUGAAGACCUCAAACGGAGUUCUUCUGGCAACGAUGAUGAAUACGACCUUCUCGUUAUCGGCGGCGGCGCUACCGGCUCGGGAAUAGCGCUUGACGCCGCAACUCGAGGUCUGAAAGUAGCUGUUGUGGAAAGAGAUGACUUUAGCGCCGGCACUAGCAGCAAGAGUACAAAACUUGUACACGGCGGAGUUCGAUAUCUCGAGAAGGCCGUGUGGGAGUUGGAUUAUAAUCAAUAUAAACUUGUGAAGGAGGCAUUGAGAGAGCGCAAAUACUUUCUGAAUACAGCGCCCCAUCUCUCCAGUUGGCUUCCUAUCAUGGUGCCAGUGCAAAAAUGGUGGCAAGCGCCUUACUUCUGGGCCGGUACAAAGGCCUAUGACUGGUUGGCCGGCUCUGAAGGGAUAGAGAGCUCAUAUUUUCUCACCAAGAGCAAAGCCAUUGAUGCGUUCCCCAUGUUGAGAAGAGACAACCUCGUCGGUGCGAUGGUUUACUAUGAUGGAGCGCACAAUGAUUCUCGGAUGAACGUGUCUCUAGCAAUGACGGCAGCUUUGUACGGAAGCACAGUUGUCAACCACAUGCAGGUUACUGGCUUAACCAAAGAUGAAUCAGGAAAGCUGAAUGGGGCCCGCGUGAAGGACUUGAUUCCGGGAAAGAAUGGUCAGGAGGCAGAGGAAUUCACAGUCAGAGCCAAGGGAAUUAUCAACGCCACUGGUCCAUUCACUGAUUCAAUCCGGAAAAUGGACGAGCCCGAUGUUAAAGAGAUUGUAGCUCCCAGUGCUGGCGUUCACGUCAUCCUUCCGGGUUACUACAGCCCCUCGAAAAUGGGCCUCAUUGAUCCGUCUACUUCCGAUGGUCGCGUCAUCUUCUUUCUUCCGUGGCAGGGCAACACUAUAGCCGGUACUACAGAUCAGCCGACGGAGAUCACGACCCAGCCCGAACCUUCUGAGAAGGACAUCAACUGGAUUCUUUCUGAAGUUCGCGGCUACCUGGCCCCAGAUAUUAAUGUCGAACGAAGUGAUGUGCUUGCUGCUUGGUCCGGAAUCCGCCCGCUGGUCCGUGAUCCUAAAAUCAAGAGCUCCGAAGCCUUGGUUCGCAACCAUCUAAUCUCCGUUUCUCCAUCUGGGUUGUUGACUUGCGCUGGCGGCAAAUGGACCACGUACCGUCAAAUGGCCGAGGAAGCCGUGGACGAGGCGAUCAAGGUGUUCGGCCUGAAGCCCCGGGCGGUUUCCCAGGUUCCGGACAUCAGUGGUGUUGGUGGAAGUGGUUUGGUCUCCGACGGUGCCGUACUUGAUGGUAGCUGCCAGACCCACCAAGUCCGCUUGAUUGGAGCCCAUGGAUACUCCAAGACGCUCUUUAUCAACCUCAUUCAGCACUUCGGCCUCGAGACUGACGUGGCCAGGCAUCUGACUGAAUCUUAUGGCGACCGCGCAUGGCAGGUUGCAGCUCUGUCUGCUCCCACAGAUGCUCGCUUCCCCCUCCGGGGCCGACGUAUCUCGGCGUUGUAUCCGUUCAUUGACGGUGAAGUUCGCUAUGCCGUGCGCCACGAAUAUGCUCAAACUGCAGUUGAUGUCAUUGCGCGCAGAACCAGGUUGGCUUUCCUCAACGCUGAAGCGGCACUUGAAGCUCUUCCCGGAAUCAUCGACUUGAUGGGCGCUGAACUCAACUGGGACGACAAGCGAAAGGAAGUCGAAUGGAAGGACUCGGUUUCGUUCCUUUCGUCAAUGGGGCUUCCCAAGUCUCUUCUGGGAAUGUGCAGAUCGGAGGUCGAGGCAGGCAGGGUGAAGGAAUUGGACCUUGCGGAGCGGAAAUCGUCGAGAACCGAGCCACCAGCAGACAUGCUCAACGGUGAUAAGACCAAUGAUAGCUCAGGAUCGUCUGAUCCGUUGAUCAGCCCUGAGUCCCCGGCCAAUAAAUAG
This is a messenger RNA of Aspergillus fischeri NRRL 181, 2118 nucleotides long. Its product is annotated as glycerol-3-phosphate dehydrogenase GUT2. The coding region runs from base 1 to 2118 and encodes 705 amino acids. Gene Ontology annotation, molecular function: glycerol-3-phosphate dehydrogenase (quinone) activity. Gene Ontology annotation, cellular component: glycerol-3-phosphate dehydrogenase (FAD) complex; mitochondrion. The record is from RefSeq and is a predicted model, not a curated record. Gene Ontology annotation, biological process: glycerol-3-phosphate metabolic process. NCBI's taxonomy places the organism in Eukaryota, Fungi, Ascomycota, Eurotiomycetes, Eurotiales, Aspergillaceae. The transcript is spliced from 4 exons.